Molecule: messenger RNA, 3556 nt
Organism: Cyprinodon tularosa
Lineage: Eukaryota; Metazoa; Chordata; Actinopteri; Cyprinodontiformes; Cyprinodontidae
Product: collagen alpha-1(XIX) chain
Exons: 52
Coding region: 193-3465 (1090 amino acids)
Source: RefSeq, a predicted model, not a curated record
CAACUAAAAAGGACCGUGAUCGGAGCGGGCGAUCCCACUGUGACUUUUAUUUCCAAGUCCCGGAAUCCGGAGCCGCACUGAUCCUUAUCACGCAUGGAUUAUGAUUUUAUCGCUGCUUUACAUUUGUUUUUGCAUUAAAGGAAACUUUGUCAACACAUCCUCACGGGUGGGCUGUUUUCCAGCAUCAGAGCCAUGAAUUAUUACUUGAUAAGAUGUACUGCUUUAUUAUGGAUUGUGAACUCUGUUCCUCAUGCUUUUGGAAUGGCUGUGACUGAACAGACAGAUGGUGUUUGUCCCUCUUUAAUUGUGGAGGAUUACAGGUUUUCUGAUGUUUUAGAUCGUCCUUUAAUGAUCACAGGGUUUGAUCUCACAGAAAAAUUUCUUCUCCGAAGGGGAACAGUUACAGAAGAACUACCAUCUUUUCGUCUAGGAAGCAGCCCUCUUAUAAAGCCAACAAAAUUGAUAUUUCCAGAGGGACUUUCAAGUGAGUAUUCGCUGGUGUCCAUCUUCCGUGUGAGACGAACUACAAAAAAAGACCGCUGGUACCUUUGGCAAAUAUUUGACCAGUCAGGAACUAGCCAGGUGUCUGUGGUGGUUGAUGGCGAUAAGAAAGCAGUGGAGUUUUCCUACCAGGGCUUACUGAAAAACUCUCUCCGCUAUACAUUUAAAAGUCGUGACCUGCACGUCCUCUUUGAUCGCCAAUGGCACAAGCUCGGCAUUUCUGUUCAGACUGAUGUAGUCUCUAUUUAUGUGGACUGCAAACUGGCUGAAAAGAAAAUGACUGAUGAGAGGGACAACAUCGAUCUCAAUGGGCGCACCCUAAUUAGCACACGGAUAGAAGAUGGAAGGCCUGUGGAUAUCGAGUUGAGACAAAUUUUGAUCUACUGUGACCCUUAUAUGGCUGAGAUGGAAAAUUGCUGUGAGCUGCUUGAGCCAAAGUGUGGAGUCGAAAGGACAUUUACUGGGACCUCCCCUCCCCCGGUUACAGCCCAGAGUCCCCUGGUGCUGUCUCAGCCGACCUCACAGUCAAUUGACAGAUGUCACUGUCCAGCAGAAAAGGGAGAUGCUGGUCUCCCAGGGAUGCUUGGACUGUUUAAACCAGACGGGAGAAAAGGAGACAAGGGGGAACUUGGAUUAGAAGGGCAAAAGGCAAUCGAUGGAGAGAAGGGGGAUGAUGGCCUGGCUGAAAACUCAGAGCUGCCUGGCAGAAAUGAAUGCCUCAAAGGAGAUCAGGGCCCUCGAGGAGAAAAAGGAGAAAAGGGAUCAGCUGGAGAGCCGGGUCAUCCAGGCAAAGAGGGCAAAAGGGGAAAGAGAGGAAAGCCUGGGGAGCCUGGACCAAGAGGCCCACCUGGUCCUUUAGGAACCUCAGAGGGAGCAAGUGUCAAGGGGGAGAAGGGGGAGUCUGGCAUCCCUGGGGAAAAGGGAGAGAGAGGAGAUCCCGGUCAGCCAGGUGCAGAGGGGACUGGUGGCGUGAAAGGACAAAAAGGUGACAUUGGCCCGCCUGGUCCUCCUGUGUCUGUGAUGACAGCACAUGGGUUAAGACAGCUCUCUGGAACUGAUGAAAGCACUCAGAAGGGUGAAAAGGGAGCCGAGGGCGAGAGAGGAGCUCAAGGACCACCGGGCCUUAAGGGAAGCAUAGGACCACCGGGACUGAAGGGAGAUCAAGGACCAGAGGGAAAACAAGGUCUACCUGGAUCCAUUGGGCUUCCUGGACUCCCAGGCAAUGCUGGCUUACCAGGGGAGCCAGGGGUGCCUGGGAGAGAUGGCCUGAAAGGAGAAAAGGGAGACUCUGGUGGAGUGAUUGGGCCACAGGGGCCUCCUGGUCCUAAAGGGGAACCUGGAGAACCCGGUGGUGGAUAUAUGAGUGAAGGGCUGUCACUGAAUAGAGGGUCUCGCGGGCCUAAGGGUGAGAGAGGUGUGCCUGGACUGCCUGGAGACCAUGGAGAGAAAGGAGAACCUGGGGAGAGCAUUAUUGGCCCCGUGGGACCCCCAGGGAAGCCAGGAGCUGAGGGUCUUCGUGGACCACCAGGUUUUUCUGGCCCUCCUGGAGCUCCAGGAAGGGAGGGCUCCCCUGGUAGACCAGGUCCACCGGGCCCUGCUGGACCCCCAGGUGAACCAACUGCUCUGCCUAUCGUUGGAGACAUGGGUGCUUUACUGAAGAACGCCUGCAGUCUUUGCCAGACAAGAGUUCCCGGGCUGCCUGGGCAGAAGGGAGAGAAGGGGUCCCCUGGAGCGCAAGGAGUAGAAGGCUUUGUUGGAGAAAAGGGGGACCCAGGUGUAAGAGGUCCAAUGGGUAAUCCAGGAAAAGAAGGCCCAAAGGGUGUAAAAGGAGAGAGAGGGUUCCCAGGUCCCACUGGAGAUAAAGGUGACGAGGGGCCACCUGGAGCUCCAGGACUUCCUGGUGUGGCUGGCCGAACAGGAGCACCGGGACUAGUAGGUAGACCUGGUCCAGUGGGUCCACAAGGAUCAAAAGGAGAAAAAGGAAAUGAAGGACCUCCAGGCAGACAAGGACUUCCAGGUCCUCCAGGUGUGCCGUAUGUGGAGGGGAAGGGGAUGAGCAGUCUGUACAAGCUCCAGAGUGGUGGAGCUAUUUUAGGACCCCCUGGUGCACCUGGUGCCCCGGGUCCAAAGGGAGACGAAGGAGCUAUUGGGGAACCGGGACCCAUGGGCUUACCUGGGCUCGAAGGGCUUCCAGGUGCCAAGGGUGAUAUCGGCCUCCCAGGUCCCCCUGGGGGAACUGGUCCUUCAGGGAAGCCCGGCAGUCGCGGAGAGCCAGGGAUCCCUGGAGAACCGGGUGAGAGGGGGCCUAUCGGAGAGACUGGAUUCCCUGGACCUGAAGGACCUCAAGGUGUUCCUGGGAGGCCUGGAAAAGAUGGAACUCCUGGAUACAAGGGAUCCACAGGUGUACCAGGUGACAGGGGAUCCAAAGGAGAACGUGGUGAUCCAGGCAUUCCAGGAGAAAGAGGUGUUCAAGGUGAGAGAGGUCGUGUAGGAGAUCCUGGCCCCAUUGGACCAAUGGGACCACCAGGAGGAAAAGGAGAUCCUGGCCCCCCUGGACAAUUAGGCAGUGUAAAACUGCUGGAUGAUCCCAGCUUUACAGAAGAACUCAAAAUCUUUAUCCAAAGUGAAGUAAUAAGGAUUUUUGAAGAGAAAGUUUCUGGCGCUGCUAUGCAACAGAAAACACCUGCUGGGAUCUUAGCUUCACCCUUCCAAGGUCCUCCAGGACCACCUGGCAAGGAUGGGUCACCUGGUCCACCAGGAGAGCCUGGGCCUCCGGGCCCUCAAGGAUACAGAGGUCAGAAAGGAGAGCGAGGACAGCUUGGCUUCGGUUUACCAGGAGAUCCAGGACCCACAGGGCCACCAGGCCCACCUGGGAUCACCUCAAGAGGCCCUCCUGGCUCUCCGGGCCCUCGUGGACCUCCUGGGACAUGUGACCCCAACGACUGCAUUCUUCCUCCCUUGUAAGCAGAGAGCAGAGUGCCAUGGCGUUUGGUCCGCUACACGGGUGGUUGUCAUCCAGAAUUUCUAAGCUGUGGCCAGAGGCCAAAAAAAAAAA